Molecule: messenger RNA, 3147 nt
Organism: Notodromas monacha
Lineage: Eukaryota; Metazoa; Arthropoda; Ostracoda; Podocopida; Cyprididae
Source: the annotation of a GenBank genome assembly
UCAUUCAGUUCUAUUGCAGACGUACUCGCGGCGAGACAAUGGGUGUGAAAGAUUUGUGGAAUAUUUUGAGCCCGGCGAUGGAGCAGACCACAGUGAAUUCGUUGCGUGGCAAGUGCAUCGCGGUCGACCUGAGUGUGUGGGUCUGCGAAUCCUCCACGAGUUCAUGGGCUCAAACGCAAUUCGUGAAGAACGCUCACUUGAGGACUCUUUUUUUCCGCGCCGUUUUCCUCGCCGGCCGCGACGUGAACCUGGUGUUCGUCACGGAUGGCGUGGCACCUGAUCUCAAGGCUGACGUCAUGGCUGAGCGGAACUCUCGACGAGGUCUGGCCACUCAGGCGAGCGAUGCGCCGAGGACUCGAAAGCACUUCGCUGGCGUCAUCAAGAAGUGCGUGCGAAUGUUGGAGAUGAUGGGGUUUUGCUGCGUGGCCAGUGACGGUGAAGCGGAAUGCACGUGCGCGCAUUUGGAUUCCGAAGGAAUUGUCGACGGCUGUUUUACUCAAGACAGCGACGCAUUUUUGUAUGGUGCAAGAACUGUGUACAGGAAUUUCCGGAUGGUAAAGCAGCGUGGUGGAGGUGGUGCGAUUUUCGAGAUGUACACGGCGAACAGGAUCGAGGAGUUGCUUAAAUUGAAUCGAGAAAGCUUAAUCGCUGCGGCUUUGUUGCUGGGCUGUGAUUACGAUUCCAAAGGCGUGCAAGGUGUUGGGAAGGAGAAAGUGCUCAAGUUGCUCACGGAGAUUUGGAUUGAUGAAAAUCCAUUGGAGAAGCUUCGGCGAUGGCGGACAGAAUCAGAGGAAUUUAGGCUGCGAAGUAUUUCCCAGGCAAACAAGUCGUCGUCGCCUAAAUGUUCUCAUUGCGGUCACGCGGGACGAUCGAACAUUCACAAGAAGAAUGGAUGCGUGACCUGUGGCACACGUUCUGGUUGUCAUUCGGAGACGUCACAAGAGGUGUCCUUGAAUGAUGGGAAAUCAACGAUCGAAGUUGGUGUGAGGGAGAAAGCUGUCACAGACCCAGAAUUCCCCAACGAACGAGUCAUCGCUGAAUUUAUGGAGAAGAAACCGUUUGCGAAGGACCGGAUCAAAAAGAGUCUUUGUGCACUUCCGCCACCUGAUCUUCCGAAACUUAUCCCGUUCCUUGUGAAGGAACUUGACUGGAGUGUCGAUUAUUGUCUGGAGAAAAGUUUUCCGUUGCUGACAUCGUGGAUAGUAAAAAAUGGACUUCCGGAAAAUUCGAAUGAUGAUUUCCCGACCCCGGAAAAGAUUGUCAAAAAAUGCGUGCGAGAAGGAAUGAACUGCUACGAAGUCCUCUGGAAACCAACGAAAUAUUUGCGGGAUAUUGCCAAAGAAUGUGAAGAAUCAUUCAAUUGGCUUAGUGACGAGUCGCAGCUGUUCUUCAGUAAAAGUUUCGAAGCUCUCGAAACUGAAUUUCUGAAAUCUAUUGCGAAGCCUGUGAAAGUGAAAAAACCGAAGGAAGUCAAGGUCAAGGCUCCCAAAAAAGCAGCCAUGAAAAAGGUCAAGGAAACCGUUGCUAGUCACGACUUGAGAGAAAUGUUCACUCAAAUGUGCUUGAAAGACACGUGUGAAAAUCAUGACGAGAAUCAUUCCAAAGACAAACCAGGAAGUUCGACGGAUUCUGCCAUGAGUCAACCUGCCGAAAAAGUUCCUCCUGCAGAAGACGAGAAAGCCGACGAGGAACGCGUAUCUAACAGUUCCUCCGUGGAAGAAAAUGGCUCUGAUUGGUCGUCUGACGAAGACGACGUUUCUGAAUCGGAGCUGUCGAAAGUGAUCGACUCGCUGAUUUCGGGUGUGCCCGCCAAAACCCCGGUUGUGAAUCGUGGACGCAAAGUUGACAAAGAAAAUUUCCACGUUUGGGAUCUGAAGGACCUUGCAAUAGAUCAGUCUGCGUCAACUCCUUCAACAUUCUGCAAUUUGGACAAAACUCGUCCUUCGAUGGCGUCUAUGCAAGUGCCAGCGUCGACUCUCAAACAAAAUAUUCCGAAUUGAAUCGUUCAGAAAUUUUUUCUCUGUUUUUUGAUAAUGCGAAUUGUCUGAUUUGCACACCUGAAGAAAUGGGCACUAAAAUAUUCUGAUUGAAUCGAUCGGAAGAAUGCAUUUUUUCGAUAAAUACCGAAAAAAAUGAAGAAAAUACUGUACCCAAUUCGAAGAACUCGCACACAAGCCAGUUUUUGCAGAUCGAUUUAGAACCAGAAUGAAAAGCUCAGCCGCUCUUGAAGUUAUUUCCUUUUCCUAUGCGUCUUAAUAAUGUGACUUUUUAUGAUUCUCUGGGAAAUUUGGAUACCUUAGAUUUACAGUAGUUACAGUAAAAUCUUUUUUCACUGAUGCUGUUACGACAAUUUUUUUCGGAAUAAAAAAUUUUUCUCUAUUCCGGACUGAAGCCCAUAGAUUAAAUUUUAAAGAAAUCUCGUUGUAGCAAGCUUCCCUAUUCCAGUAUGACGGACCUUUUCUGAAGGAAUGCGUCAUAGAUUCUGCAGGUAGAAAUUUCCUUACUAAUGCAGGCAUAGUCUGAAAUGUCUGAUUCCAAAUUUGACUGACGGAUUCUUCUCGCUAAGGAUGGAAUCUGUAAUCAAUGAAAAAAAUGCCUCGAAGAGGUUUCACAUAUCAUCCUCCCAGAUUAAAGAGAUUUUCACAGUACCCUCACAAAAGGAAGAGAUUGGUGUAAGUGAUGGAAUCGUGUUUGAAGCUAAUUUUGUUUUCAAAACAUCUGUUUUUUUAAUUCAUUAUCAAAACCUGAGGAUGCCAGGAAAGCAAGAUCUGAUCGGUCAGAUUUAAAAAUGUUUUCCAGACGUUGAUCUUAAAAAUGUUGCAAAUUAUCCAGUAUAAAACAAUUUUUGUAGUACCAACAAGUUUAUUCGAACGAGAUUUUUACUGUAUUUCCAUCAGACCCGUGAUUCAGCGUCCUGAUAUUCUAACGCACGAUGGAAGAAUUUUUCUUUUUCGCGCGUGGCAACCCUGGUAUGAAUCUAUGUGCAGUAUAUCUUUUUGAGGUUUUUUUCAUUUUUGCGAGUUUUUGAAUUUCGGCGUUCGAUGAAACCCCGAAAUGAUUUCCGAUUGAAACUCCCAUCGGGGAGUAAUUGGAAUAUGUAUGAUGUGUUCUCUUUUCGAAUCGAUCGCUUGCCGCGUGACUUAUUCA